Molecule: messenger RNA, 718 nt
Organism: Topomyia yanbarensis
Lineage: Eukaryota; Metazoa; Arthropoda; Insecta; Diptera; Culicidae
Gene: RpL18
Product: large ribosomal subunit protein eL18
Exons: 3
Coding region: 47-616 (189 amino acids)
Biological process (GO): translation
Cellular component (GO): cytosolic large ribosomal subunit; ribosome
Molecular function (GO): RNA binding; structural constituent of ribosome
Source: RefSeq, a predicted model, not a curated record
GUCUUUCUGUUGCAAAUAUAUUAGGCUGUGAUUUUUAGCUCAAAUAAUGGGUAUCGAUAUCAAUCACAAGUGGGACCGCAAGGUUCGCCGUACUAAGCCGAAAUCGCUGGAUGUCUACCUGCGACUGCUAGUUAAGCUUUACCGUUUCCUGUACCGCAGAACUCACAAGAAGUUCAAUAAAAUUGUUCUACGUCGCUUGUUUAUGAGCCGUACAAACCAGCCCCCGAUUUCGCUAUCGCGAGUGGCCAAGUUGCUGAAACUGCGCGGUAAGGAUGAAAAAACUAUCGCUGUUGUGGUUGGAACCGUGACUAACGAUGACCGCAAACUGUACGUGCCGAAGAUGAACGUUUGUGCGCUGCGUGUGACGGAAAAGGCUCGCGAGCGAAUCCUGAAAUGGGGAGGAAAAAUCUACACCUUCGAUCAGCUGGCGCUCAUUGCACCGACCGGAAAGAAUACCGUUUUAAUGCAAGGUGAACGCACCGCCCGCGAGGCCUUCACCCACUUUGGCCGUGCUCCUGGUGUGCCACACUCCAAUACCCGGCCGUAUGUACAGUCCAAGGGACGCAAGUACGAGAAGGCUCGUGGUCGCCGUAGCAGCUGUGGUUUCAAGAAUUAAAACAACCUUUUCAUCGGUUCAAAGGAAAUAAUAUCCAAUUCCUUUUAUUUUUUGUGUAACUAAGUGAAAUAUAAAGAGGAAAAGAUUCCGCGAAAGUUGAAA